UCAAUCAUCAAGGGCAAUCUUCAACUGUCAAUGCUGCUCCAGGGCAAAACGCACUACUCACGGGCAACUGCUUGCUCGGAGAUUCCAAGCUCCCGAGCCAGCCCCGUAGCCAGGCGCGGCCCCUGCUCAACAUCGCGCGCCACCGUAACUAUGGCUUCCGCUACCGUGGGCGGCGCCCCACGGUCCUCAGUGAACUUGCUGGUUGUGUCGGGGCCCGACUCACCUGAGCUGUCGGUGCUGCAGCGGCUGCCGGCGGGCGUCCAGGUGGUGGCUACCGGCCAGACGCCGGAGGAUUUCGCACACCUGAGCGCCGAGCAGUGCGCGAGCGUGGACGUGCUGCUCAAUUGCGGAGUGGGCAAGAACGCGGGCAAGCGCGACGACAUCCGGGCUCUGUGGCCGCGGCUCACCAACCUAAACUGGAUGCACAGUGCAUCUGCGGGGUUGGAACAUCUGCUGUUUCCGGAGCUGGUGGAGGGGCCCGUCACGCUGACCAACGCCAAGGGCGUGUACAGUCACAGCCUGGCCGAGUACUGCCUCACCGCCUGCAACUGGUUCGCGAAGGACCUGCCGCGACUUCGCCGGCAGCAGGCGGCGGGCAAGUGGGAGCCGUACGAUGUGGAGGAGCUGCGCGGGAAGACGCUUGGGGUGAUCGGGUACGGCGACAUCGGGCAGGCGUGUGCGCGCCUGGCCAAGGCGUUCCGCAUGCGGGUGGUGGCGCUGCGGCGGCGUACGGAGCUGUCCGCGGAGGAACAGGCGGCGGGCAUUGUGGAGAGGAUGUACUCGCCGGACCAGCUGCAGGAGCUCAUGGCCGCGUCCGACUAUGUGGUGAUGGCCACGCCACACACACCCGCCACUGACAAAAUGGUGGGCGCUGCUGCCAUCGCGGCCAUGCGGCCACACAGUGUCUUUAUCAACCUGGGCCGCGGCAAGUGCGUUGACGAGAAGGCGCUCAUAGCGGCCCUUCAGGAGGGCCGCAUCCGCGGCGCGGCGCUGGACGUGUUUGAGACGGAGCCUCUGCCGGCCGACUCGCCGCUGUGGGGGCUGGACAACGUCCUGAUGUCGCCACACUGCGCGGACCGGACCAAGGAGUUCCAGUUUGAGAGCCUGGACUUCUUCAUCGAGAACAUGGGCCGCUUCCUGGCGGGGCAGCCGCUGGCCAACGUGUGCGACAAGCGGAACGGCUACUGAACGGCUGCUGAACGCGCCAAACACGGCAAACUGCCUCCUAGCUACUCAGUAGGAGGCUGUUCAGCAAAAGGGUUAAGCAACCUGUGAGCGGGCCGCUAGCUUGAGGCCUCAGGCACCAAGGGGCUCCUGGGGAUUGGCGAGGUGGCGGUGCCGGUACUGCAGACGGUGUGGUGGUGCUGGCGGCUGUGCAACGCAUGGUUGUCCGAGUUACGAGUUCGUAGGGUGAGGAUGUGCAGGCGUCACGCUUGUGCGGUGUGCAAGAAGGGGAUUGCUGGAAUCAUGCAUGGACGCGGCCAUGGUGAAAUGCGCGUUACGGCUUGGUUACCAAGCCAGCGCACUGUGUCUAUGGUACUGUUCCGACUCGGGGCACCCGGGCGAGGUGCUGCUGCCAACGACAACGCGUUCCCACAUGAGCAACAUGAUGUGUUUGGUUCACGCCAUGUAUAGGCGAUAACCGGAACUUUGUAAGCAAGAGGGCUAACGCAGUAGCGCUUGACCAAACCCAAAGCAAGUAAGUCUAUUGAGGAGUGUUGCGGAACUAAUGCUCACGACCAGAGCGGAAGGCGGAGUGGGCUUGCAGGCGGCACGAGAGUAGGCAGUCAGUAGCGCAAGUUGCGAAUUCACAUGUUACCUCGUAACCGACGGUAAACGCUGUGGACGGUCGCGCCCAUGGCUGGCUGACGGAAGGCGGCUGCUGUAUUGGGAUGGCUGGGCUGGACGACGGCGGCCGGGCUGGCGUUGCUUGGGACUACCAGAAAGGAUGCGCCCGAAACCAACCUGGAGAA
This is a messenger RNA of Chlamydomonas reinhardtii, 1973 nucleotides long. RefSeq lists its product as uncharacterized. NCBI's taxonomy places the organism in Eukaryota, Viridiplantae, Chlorophyta, Chlorophyceae, Chlamydomonadales, Chlamydomonadaceae. The transcript is spliced from 10 exons. The coding region runs from base 31 to 1188 and encodes 385 amino acids. Gene Ontology annotation, molecular function: NAD binding. The record is from RefSeq and is a predicted model, not a curated record.